AUGUCGCGCUGCAACCCAAAGAAUUGGAACUUCGACAUUGAUCGAUUCCUCAACCCCUUCGUGCCGCCUCCGCCAUGGGCAUACAUCCCAUAUCCCAUCGCACACUUUUUUGGGUACCGGAAGAAUAAACCAGCAAAUGUCGGCAAUCUCGUUCCAACGUUUUGGGCCUGUAUUGGCGUAUUUUGCGGUGUUGCCGUCGUCGCCAAGGUCUCACACCAAAUACCAUCCUUCCGAGAACAUGGCGCCCCCAUCAUCGUUGGCAGCUUUGGCGCAGCCGCUGUUUUAGAGUUUUAUUCCAUCGAGUCACCCCUUGCUCAGCCCCGUAACUCAGUACUCGGCCAACUUCUUGCCGCGCUUGUUGGAGUUGCGAUCUGCAAACUGUUCCAGCUAAGCCCGCACUUUCAGGAGGUCCGCUGGUUGGGCGGUGCCCUGUCCUGUGCCUUAGCGACGACCGUUAUGGCGCUUACCAAGACGGUUCAUCCUCCGGCUGGCGCGACGGCGCUCCUUGCUGUUGUCGACGACCAGGUUGUCCGGCUGGGAUGGUUCCUGAUACCCAUUGUAUUACUUGGUUGCAUCGUGAUGCUCGUCGUCGCACUAAUCAUUAACAAUAUUCAACGGCGAUUCCCGCAAUAUUGGUGGACGCCCGAGGAUGUCCGGCUUCAUCCUGUUCCGUGGAGGCGGCGGCGAGAAGACGAGGAAAGCCAGGGUAAGGCUGAGGCAGAUGAGGUCGAAUCGACUUCUACGGUAAAACCAGACUCGGUAUUAAUUAUGAGGCCUGGAGAAGUGAUAGUCCCUGAACACAUGUUCAUCACACCAGAGGAGAAGAUGUUUUUGGAGGAGUUAAGUAAUCGGCUCUAA
Colletotrichum truncatum is the source of this 858-nucleotide messenger RNA. RefSeq names its product hpp family protein. The record is from RefSeq and is a predicted model, not a curated record. Lineage: Eukaryota; Fungi; Ascomycota; Sordariomycetes; Glomerellales; Glomerellaceae.